CCCAUGGAGCCCCCCGCCCUCGCCGCCGCCCUGGCCCUCUCCGGGCUGGCGCUGAGCUGCUGCCGGGACCCGCUUCUCUCCGAAUGUUACACUGCAAAUGGCGCUGACUAUCGCGGCACUCAGAACCAGACCUCCCAAUAUGCAGGGAAACCUUGUCUUUUUUGGAAUGAGACCUUUGAGCAUCCGUACAAUACUCUGAAAUAUCCCAAUGGGGAGGGAGGGCUUGGAGAGCAUAACUACUGCAGGAACCCAGACGGAGAUGUCAGCCCGUGGUGCUACAUUGCAGAGCACGAGGAUGGAAUAUAUUGGAAAUACUGUGAGAUCCCAUCCUGCCGAAUGCCAGGGAAUCUCGGGUGUUACAAGGAUCAUGGAGAGCCACCACCUCUGACCGGCACCAGCGAGACCUCCAAUAAACUCACUAUCCAAACGUGCAUCAGCUCCUGCCGGAGUCAGCAAUUUAAGUUUGCAGGCAUGGAAUCAGGUUAUGCUUGUUUCUGUGGAAAUAAUCCCGACUACUGGAGAUACGGGGAGGCAGCCAGUACGGAAUGCAACAGUGUUUGCUUUGGAGACCACACUCAGCCCUGCGGUGGGGAUGGCAGAGUCAUUCUUUUUGACACACAUAUUGGUGCCUGUGGAGGAAAUUACACUUCUGCUACCGCUGUGAUCUAUUCCCCGGAUUUUCCUGACACAUACGGCACAGGCAAAGUCUGUUACUGGACCAUACAAGUUCCAGGGGCAUCUCAAAUCCACUUCAGCUUUGUGCUUUUUGAAAUCAAAGAUGCUACAGAUAUGGUGGAGUUGCUGGAUGGCUACACCUAUCAUGUUCUAGCUCGUUUCAACGGCAAGAACCGGCCUCCCCACACCUUUAACAUCUCUUUGGAUUUUGUCAUUUUGUACUUUUUCUCAGAUGAAAUCAAUCAAGCCCAGGGAUUUGCCAUCAGAUACAGAGCUGUGAAGGACAAUGUGCAUCAGAAGAGCAUUCCAAUGAAUCAGACCCUCUUGGAGAAGAAAACUGAACAAGCAAAUCUCAGCAUCAACACGGCCCGGUCAUCAAAGAUACUUUAUGUCAUCACAACCAGCCCAAGUCAUCCUAGCAGCUCCAUGCCUGAGUGGACAAUAUACAGUCUCACAGCGCUGCUCAUCCUCAGUGUUACAGCCAUAAUAGCAAAGAUAUUUCUCCACAUAACCAUGAGGUCCCACCCCAUCCCAUCUGCAGCUGAAAGGGGAGACUCCGGGGAGGUCACCACUGCUGGGGAGAUCUGGAGCAUAUUCUACCAGCCAUCCACAUCCAUAUCCAUCUUCAAGAAAAAGCUUCGAAGUCAGCAAGACGAUUGCAACCCACUAGUGGGAAACUGAAGUGUCUUUUGUUCUACAAGAAUCAGUCUUCUUAAAAUCCAGGUGACUUGGGAAUAAUCCCUUUUUUUUUUUUUUUUUUAGCUCCCAGUCUCGUACUUGUUUUCUAAAAAAGUCCAUUUCCAAAGGCCUUUGAGUAACUUUGCUUAUCUGCUGUUCUCUUGGGUGUACUAAUGGCAACAGAUUUAAUUGCAGCAAUAGUUUUGAAAUACCUGGUGCUCAUCAAAUCUGUAGUGCUGUUAAUUACUGCCUUUAAACCAAAGCACUUAAAAUACCUGUAAAAACCUGUACAAUUCAAAGUGCCCUGUGCCCCUGCCAAGAGUAAUUGAAGAGUACCUGCAGGUUGAGGACUCCUCGUGCCCUACUUUCCUGUGUGGCUGUUUUGUACCAGGCUGCCUUAGUCCCUUUAUUCUCGAGGUGGACACUGAUAACCUGCUCGGUUGCCACAGCAACUGGAGCUUAUUGGCCUUAAAACACAGCUAAAUGGGACUGCACAAUAAAAGGGGAGUCAAAGACUUGGAGAAACAGCCUGGUUGCCCCGUUCUCUGCUCUUUCCACGUUUUCUGUUUCUACAAGCAGAGAUGUACAAAUAAAAAUCAAAUCAAAUUCAGGAGGGAAACACUCUGUGGAGCUUCAGCUGCAAAUGGAGUAACGGCCACCAGGUCACGGUCUGCUUGAGCAACGGAGACUUUAAACGACUGCGUCUGACCCACCUUUCACCAGUGAUCAUGAUGAUUUUGUUCAUAUUCACAGUGAUCCUUUAAAAAACUACUGUGCUCUGGUCAGAGCCCUGCAUUCGCUCUGGAUGUAAACUUAGGGCUUCUUAAAGAAAGUCCAAAGAAACUGUAAAUUCGCUGAAUUUUUGAACGGCGAGGCUGAAUAACACAAAUGCUUACUCUGGACUUAAAGACAUUGAGCUGAGCAGCCUAAACCAGUGACAAAGCUGCCACCAGCUCUCAGCAACUCAGUUGCCUUGUUACUCACCUGUGAGAAGAAAAAGUGUCUCCUUGCCUGCAAAAUUAAAACUGAACUGCAUUUUUGAGAAGAAUGCCUUUGUCAAAGAACAAAACCAUCCAUGGGGGUCUGCUCUACGAAACAGUUUC
This is a messenger RNA of Calidris pugnax (ruff), 2456 nucleotides long. RefSeq names its product kringle containing transmembrane protein 1 (gene KREMEN1). Bases 4 to 1356 code for a protein of 450 amino acids. NCBI's taxonomy places the organism in Eukaryota, Metazoa, Chordata, Aves, Charadriiformes, Scolopacidae. The record is from RefSeq and is a predicted model, not a curated record. Gene Ontology annotation, biological process: multicellular organism development; Wnt signaling pathway. The transcript has 9 exons. Gene Ontology annotation, cellular component: plasma membrane.